AUGAUCACCACAGCGUUCUCGGCGAGUGUGGUUACUCUCUCAAUCUGCGCAGCAGGCACGUUCCUCCAGGGGGCCGAGUUCCCCGUCUGGACUUUUAUCACCGACAACUACGUGCAGCUUCUGACGGCAAACAUCCUCAUUUCAUACAUCCUAUCUGUUUUUCUCUACCUCAACAGUUUCACCGUCGACACCAAGUAUCCCAACCGCGAUCUUCGAGAGCUAGCUGCCGGUGGCACGACGGGCAACCUCAUCUAUGAUUUUUACAUCGGCCGUGAGCUCAACCCCCGGGUUACUCUGCCUCUGUUUGGGGAAGUCGACAUCAAGACCUGGUGUGAAGUUUGCCCUGGUCUGACUGGGUGGAUCCUACUUGACUUGGCAUUCAUAGCCCAGCAGUACCGCAACUACGGAUCCAUUUCCGACAGUAUUGUCUUCACGACUGCAGUGCAGGCAUACUACGUCCUAAGCAGUCAGUAUAACGAGUCAUCCAUAUUGACGAUGAUGGAUAUCACGACAGACGGCAUGGGCUUUAUGCUUUCAUUCGGCGACCUGGUCUGGGUACCCUUUCUCUACUCUACGCAAGCUCGUUAUCUCGCGGCUUUUCCCGUGCAUCUCGGCUGGCUAAGAACUCUCGCUGUCGCCGCGGUAUUCUUGCUCGGUAUUUACAUAUUCAAAGCGGCGAAUAAUCAGAAACACCUGUUCCGAACCCAGCCAGAUCACCCAGCCGUGCGUGAUUUAUCUUCCAUCAAAACCAAGCGCGGAACCCGUCUCCUCACAGCUGGCUGGUGGGGUCUCUCCCGGCAUAUCAACUACUUUGGUGACUGGUUGCAGGCUUUGCCCUUUAGCCUUCCCACGGGGGUUGCAGGAUACAUGAUUCUCCCAGCAGGAACCGCAUUGGCCUCGGGCGAUUUCACCGGAUCGCAAUCUCGCACUAUGCUAGACGGACGAGUGGCGGUCCAAGGACCUGCAGCUGGGUGGGGGAUGAUCUUCACUUACUUCUAUGUGCUGUACUUUGGAAUCUUGCUCAUCCACCGCGAACGCCGGGAUGAUGCCAUGUGCGCGAAGAAGUAUGGCGAAGACUGGAAGACGUACAAGCGGACAGUUAGAUGGAGGAUCUUGCCAUGGAUUUAUUGA
Molecule: messenger RNA, 1131 nt
Organism: Aspergillus terreus NIH2624
Lineage: Eukaryota; Fungi; Ascomycota; Eurotiomycetes; Eurotiales; Aspergillaceae
Product: Delta(14)-sterol reductase
Exons: 1
Coding region: 1-1131 (376 amino acids)
Biological process (GO): ergosterol biosynthetic process
Cellular component (GO): endoplasmic reticulum membrane
Molecular function (GO): Delta14-sterol reductase activity
Source: RefSeq, a predicted model, not a curated record